AUGGACUGGCUAGUUUUCUUGUUUUUAUCCAAUUUCUCUAUUAUUUUUCCAGAUUCUUUCGAUUCUUCUCCUUUAUUAGUCCCAUUAACUUGUUGGAUACCUCCUCCUAAAAUACAACAAGUUCUUUCUUUUACAAUGCCUCAAUGGAAAGCUUCACGUACUACAAUAUUACAACCAACUUAUAAUCAUCAACAUUUAUUAGUUGCUGGAAAUGAAUUAGCUCCAGGAUGUAUUUAUAUGUUCCAUAUUGCUUCACAAUUAUUAAUUCGGACAUUUACUACACCAAAACACUCACAGGUCACCUCUUUGUGUGCCUCUAGAUGUAAAGAAAAAAACACAAACAUUUCAAUCCAACAACAACAACAUUUCUUUACAAGUGCAACAUCUGAGGGAACAAUUCAAAUUUGGAGUUUUACACAAGCAGACCCUUUAAAAUCCUUGGAAGUUAGUUCUACACGGAUUUUUACAACAGCUUUGAGUAGUGACGAUAAAUGGAUUGUUGCCGGUUCUGCAGAUUCUUGUGCAAGAAUUGUAACUUUAGAUAGUGGGAAAGUAACAAAAGUUUUUCGUGACCAUACAGGACCAGUAGUUGGUUUACAAAUUUCGUCAGACGAUUCUUUGUUGGUUACUGGUUCUGGUGAUUUUGCUGUUAUGGUUUGGGAUAUUGAAAAGGAAAUUAUUAUUACUCGUCUACAAGGAAAUGAUGCCUUUUUGGCUGUUGCUUGUGAAGAUGAAACUUUGAGAGUAUUUUCUCUUGUAUCGGCACAAGAAUUGCAUGAACUAGUAGGGCAUGAAUCGAGAAUUAAUGCUUUACAGUCAUCUGCCGAUGAUUGCAAAUUAUUUGCUGGAACAAAAGGAAAAAUUCUUGUUUAUGAUAUUCACAAUGGACAACUUUUGGAAAUUUUAUUAUUUCCGCAAGAAAGACAACCGAUUUCCUCAAUUAAAAUAAGUGAUGAUGAUAGCUUUGUUUUGGCUGUAGCUGGUGAUAGAGUAAGUAUUUGGGCAACAAAUUCAAUAGACAGAGACGUUGCUUCAGCACAUCAAAAGGAACAACAAAAAUUAUUAAAGGAAUUAAAUUUAAAUUAUCGAAGUAGAUCAGAAACUAAUGAAUCUGCAGAAAGUCAAGCAUCUUUAAUUAAUAAUAAUUUAAUGGGUAAUAAAGAAGGAAUAAAUGAUGAACAAUUACCUAAUAGUAGUGUUUCUUGUAUUCAAAUAGCACCAGAUGAGAAGGUUUGGAAGAGGGAAAAAUACAAAGAAAAUAUAGAAAUCAGAAUUUUAAAAAAUACAGAGAAAUUAAAAAUCAGAAUAAACAAACAGAAUAUUCUUUAUUACAGAAAAUCAGAAUUUUAA
Meloidogyne enterolobii is the source of this 1350-nucleotide messenger RNA. Lineage: Eukaryota; Metazoa; Nematoda; Chromadorea; Rhabditida; Meloidogynidae. The record is from the annotation of a GenBank genome assembly.